AUGUCUCCAUCACCACCUCCAGAAAUCUUAGUAGUGAUUGAGGUGACAGCACGGUCUGUAGCCCAAGUUGGCUUAGAGUUUGAGAAGGUGAUUUUGGAAAUUAAUCAUCGUAUUGAGUAUUCACCUUUCAAGCCUCCUGGUGACAAGAUUGUCUUAGAGGUUGAAAGGUCUGGUUUUUUGAAGAGUGCUGAUCAUCCAUAUCAUGAGUUUUAUCGGAAAAAGCGUGAUGCAUACCUUGCUCAGUGCCAAGCUGGGAUGAUUCAUUUCAGAGCACCUAUGUUCUAUGAUGUGAAGCCUCCUCCUAAUAGGGACGACCCUCCUCCUCCUCCUCUUUUCAAAAACCAUCCUCCAGAAGGCAUCACACUCGUCGAGCUCGGUUUGAUCAAAGUCACUGCUCAGUUUGUUGCACGCUAUGGGAAAGAGUUCUGGAACGCUUUGAUCGACAUGUAUAUGUUCCCUCAUUUCAGAUUUUUGAAGUGUAGUGACGAGAACUUCAGCUAUUACCAGGGACUUGUUGUUAUGUAUCAAAGAGUCUUGAGUCCUCUCCAUGUUGGUUUGGAUACUGAUGAAGCUCUCGGGGAGUUUUUCCGCUAUCUUCAGUUGGAAAAGCUGCAUGAGAACGUCGGCGAUUUACAUGCUUUAGUGUAUGGUCUUGACUGCAUGGACAAUGAUGCUUUUCCUCAUGUGGUGCCAUCCUUUUCACUUUGUAUGUUUCAUGCUGGUCUAGAUGAGGGUUACUUCCAACCUGAGUGUGUUGUUGAUGCUGGUCUAGAUGAGGAUUACUUCCAACCUGAGUGUGUAGUUGAUGCUGAAGCUGAAGCUGAAGCUGAAGCUGAUGAUACCAUUCCAGCGUAUAUGUUUCCCGUAAGGAUUCCACUCAAGGAGCUAGGUAUCAUUAAGCUUACUGCACUGUUUGUUGCUCGGUACGGAAAGAAUUUUCUUCGGGCGCUGAUGAUGAGAGAGGUCUUGAACCCUCACUUUGACUUUCUGUUUUUCCGUUGGGAUUCAUGGCCGCAUUAUCCGUCAAUGGAGCCAGCUGAAAUCUGGUCUCAUGUGUUCAAUGUGACUGUAUAUGCUUAUUCAAAUGUAAUCAUGCCUUCUAAAUUGGCCAACAACGUUGAUUAUCAUUGGGAGGAUGUUGUUGGUUAUUUUUUCCAAAGUCUUCAACUUGAGAAGCUGGAGGAGGGAGUGAAGGCGGCUAUGAUUGAUUUGCAUGCCUUUGUGGCAGGUGUUGACUAUCUUGCUCACAUACACGAGCCUUAUUAUUCUGGUAUCAUGUCACCACCUCAACGCCUUUCAGCUUUGAUAAAGAACCUGCAGCCAACACUACAAACGCAUCCUGGUAUACUUGUUCUGCUUCCCAUGGGACGUAAGACUAGUGACUACCCUCCUCUUAGCUCAAAGUCCCAGUGUGACCUCCUUGAAAACGCAUUUUCUCCAGGGAUUAGACCCGAUGAGCUUGGUGUGAUCAAGCUCACAGCGCAGUUUGUAACAAUGUAUGGGAUGUCUUUUCUGGAGGCUUUGAUGAAGAUAGCGCCUACUACGGAGAUUGAUUUUCUGAAUCUAACUCAUAUCAGGAGAAAGCUCUUUUUGGGGUUUGUUGAUGUGUAUUACUGUAUAUUGAAGACUUCCACAAAGGUGGUGAAAAGCGGUGAUCAUAUGGCCAAGGCUAUUGAGCUUUUCUUCCGUUGCCUUCAGUUGAAUAAGGUGAAAAAUGGAGUGGGUACCUCUGUGAUGGAGUUGUAUGCGUUUAUGAGUGGUCUUGAGUAUUUUACUUGCAUGGAUGUUACUGGCUACUCUGCUAUCAUGGCUGGACCUGAACGCCGUUCAGUGAUGAUGAACCGGCUAACGCAAAUGGAUACUGGUGGUGGUGGUCUUGAGUCUCUAACUCUGAGAACUCCCUUAUCGUUUCCGUCUACCUUUGAUGGAUCUGUCUCACCCCUUGAGAUUGGUAUUAUUAAGCUAACGGCUGUGUUUGUGGCACGGUAUGGGGUGCGCAUAUGUAAGGGAUUGAUGAAGAAAGUGGAUAUGAGACCAGUUUUGAAGUUCAUGGAGCCAAGUGAUGAAUGUUUCCAUCUUUAUAAGGUGGCUGUUGAUGCAUAUUCCAAAGUAGUAAAUGAUUCCGAUGAUGUUGAUACGGAGACAGUUGUUGAGAGGUAUUUCCAGUGUCUUGAGAUGAAGGAUGAUUUGGGUGAUUUGUAUGGUUUCUUGGAGGGUAUUGACUUGUUUGCUCAGAUGGAGGAUGAAAAAUUUUCUAAGGAAAUGGGGAACCAUCUAGUAGUACAUCUGUAUCAGUAUGAUGAGACCAUUUCAUUAGAGCCAGGGAGACAAAAGGUUGACGAGUCAGCUAGUACUCUCCUAGAGGGUACGUCUAGGAUUAAGGUUUGUGUUCCUACGGUGGAUGGAAGGAAAGUGAUUGAGAUAAUAGUGGAGUCGUGGUUAUUGGAAAAGGUGGCGAGUUUGAAGGAGAAGAUAGCGAAGAUGAUUCAAAUGCAAGCGAAUGAACUGAAGUUAAGGAGAAAAUCAGGACGUGUUUUGAAGGAAGACAAAUCACUUGCACAUAACGAUGUUGAAGCAGGAGAAAUCCUCACACUGACUUGGCGCAUUUCAAGGUGGAAUUAG
Eruca vesicaria subsp. sativa (arugula) is the source of this 2622-nucleotide messenger RNA. Lineage: Eukaryota; Viridiplantae; Streptophyta; Magnoliopsida; Brassicales; Brassicaceae. The record is from the annotation of a GenBank genome assembly.